AACAUUUGAACAGUUGAAACAAAUCUGUCCACAUUAAAUUCAAACUUUCUCACAGGAUCUUACUCACAAAACAACAAACACUGUUCAGCUUUUAACACAUUUUAACUGAGCAGAACCUUCGAAGCAGCUCUGACUCAUUAACAAAUGUCUUGAUUUGACCAAAUUAUUAGUGAGUUUUUAAAACAAUCAGCGCUUCACGGUGACCGACAGACAGACGAGUGAGUUGAAAGUCAGGGCAGCAAUAAAAAGUGUUACAGUUACAGUAAUAACAGCCGCCUCCAUCACAGCAGUCAAUCAUUGACAGCUGCGUCGCUGCGAUGAGGAAGCGUCUCGUCUGUGGAUUCAGAUGCUUCCUGCUCGAGGAUUCAGUCCCACCAGGAGCUCGACAGCAAACACUCAGAGGGAGGUGUGUGUGUGUUUCCCAGGUAACCGUGGUGACGGCAGAGCAUCAGGAGAGGAGGAGGAGGAGAGAGCUGCAGCUUCAGAUCUCCUGCAGGAUGUGAAGUGGUGAUAACCUCCACUUGGCCUUGACCUCCUGAUGACACCCAAAGUGGGCGGGAUCAGGACUUCCUCGCCCCCCUGAGCUUCUCUUGUAGCUCCGCCCAUAUGGCCUACCGCGCUCACACCACCCAGCUCUACGCCCUCGUGCUGGGCUUCAUCGGCUGGACCCUGACCGCCAUGGCGCUGGGCCUCAUCCAGUGGAGGGUGUGGCAGGUGUCCCACAGUGAUGUCAUCAGCUCGGGCGUGGCGUGGGUGGGGCUGUGGCGUGUUUGCUUCAACAGCCACACCCUGGUGACCCCCGCCUUCAUGUUCAUGCACUGCAGGUCCAUGGGCCUGACGGAGGCCUUCACGCCGCCAGAGGUCGCAGCAGGUCAGGUCCUGAUGCUGCUGUCGCUGGUCGUGGGGCUUUGUGGGAACGCUGGCGGUGUUUACGCCGUGAGGAACAUCUACUUCGGCCUGGAGAAGAGCACGCCAAUCCGUUUGGCCUUCUUCACCACGGGGGCGCUGUGCCUGCUGGCCGCCGUGAUGUCACUCAUACCUCUCCUGUGGAACCUGAGCUCCGUGGUGACCAAUCAGACCAUCAGCUUCCCCCCUGAGUUCAUGAUGCCCGCGGCUCCGGAGUCUCAACACGUGGGGGGCGGCGUCAUGGUCGGGCUGGUGGGGACGGUCCUGAUGAUCCUCUCUGGGAUCAUCUUCUGCAGGUACAGGUCACCUGAGAGGACGACUGUCAGACAACAGGUGCACCUGGAUCCACCUGUGCAGGCUGAGGCAGCGAGCUGCCCGGGGAAAGAUAAUCCAGCGUUUGAGUCUCAGGAACAUUUGUGAUCGAGUCACACGCUUUAAAACUCACAGAGGAAACUGAAGGAAGAGAAACGAUCCGAAGACUGAAGGACAUGAAGGUUGUUCUCAGCUAAAUCUAUUAUUUAUUAUUACUAAUAUUUUACAGGCUAUCUUGACUGUGGUCACUUGUGAUAUUAGUCAUUAUUUUGACUCUGUGUAUCAUUUAUAUUUUUUUAAUCUCAUAAUUUAGACUUUUUACAUCAUAAAUUUGACUUUUUAACUCAAUUUUUACAUUCUAUUUCACAUUUUUGACUUUUUGUCUCAUGAUCUCAGUCGUUCUUCUCGUGACUUCCUCUUUUCUCUGGUCACUUCUUGGUCUGUCACUGAAAUCCCUUUUCUUCAUCACAUUGUGAAGGUGAACAUGUUUCUGUCUGUGAGCAUCAGCACUGAGCUGUAAACAGAUCUGGAGGUCGUCACAUGAGGACUUUUCAUUUCCAGCUCAGUGUUUUGAUUCUAAACGUGCUGAGAAACUUCCUGAAAAGACAAAAAUGUCUGAACUUUAAACUGAACUUUAUCAUGUUUAUCAAAAUCUACAUAUAUUAAGUUCAGUGUUCUUAUCUUUUAGUACUUUUGGCUCAGUUUUUUUAAAGUUCAGCACUAAAAUAAAUUGUGAAUAUUUCAUGUGUCUGACCUGUAACAGUGAGCUGGGGGCUGAAUCUGACUAUUAGAGUUUAUUAUAAGUUACAUUUAAACGUAUUAAAGACACACAGGAAGUGUUUCCUCAGAGAUUCAGGAGCUUUUAACUGUCACAGUUGCAUGCUGGGAAGUCUGUUGUAUUUAAUAAACAAACCAGAGACAGAGUUUA
This is a messenger RNA of Acanthopagrus latus (yellowfin seabream), 2146 nucleotides long. RefSeq names its product claudin-34-like. Gene Ontology annotation, cellular component: plasma membrane; bicellular tight junction. NCBI's taxonomy places the organism in Eukaryota, Metazoa, Chordata, Actinopteri, Spariformes, Sparidae. The coding region runs from base 607 to 1326 and encodes 239 amino acids. Gene Ontology annotation, biological process: cell adhesion; bicellular tight junction assembly. The transcript is spliced from 2 exons. The record is from RefSeq and is a predicted model, not a curated record. Gene Ontology annotation, molecular function: structural molecule activity.